Molecule: messenger RNA, 1527 nt
Organism: Anguilla anguilla (European eel)
Lineage: Eukaryota; Metazoa; Chordata; Actinopteri; Anguilliformes; Anguillidae
Product: olfactory receptor 52K2-like
Exons: 3
Coding region: 1-1092 (363 amino acids)
Biological process (GO): G protein-coupled receptor signaling pathway
Cellular component (GO): membrane
Molecular function (GO): olfactory receptor activity; G protein-coupled receptor activity
Source: RefSeq, a predicted model, not a curated record
AUGAGUGACAGCACAAAGAGGGGAGGGCUCAUGCAGGAUAAAGGCAGAAAUUGUGUCAGGAAGGGAGGACUGCCAACCAGAAACCUGAGACAGGCACUGAUGGCAGAGAUGGAAAAUGUGUCGUAUGUACCUUUGAAGCAGCCCAUCGUGUUCACAGUGGAAGGCUUCAUCAUAACCAGGCAGCAGGGGUACCCCCUGUUUUUGGUCUCUCUCAUCGUGUAUGCUGUGAUGCUGCUGGGAAACAUCACCGUGGUUACAGUGAUAGCCACGGAUGUCAAACUCCACAAGCCCAUGUACGUGAUGAUGUGCAACCUGGCAGCAUGCGAUCUGCUCGGGGGCACGACAGUCAUGGCCCAGCUGAUGCCACACUUCUUAACAGGGUACAACACCAUCGGCUACACAGCGGCCAUUUUCCAGGUCUUCGUUGUGCACACAUACAGCUUGGCCGUCGCCACCAUUCUGUCAGCCAUGGCAUAUGACCGCUAUGUGGCCAUCUGUCAGCCGCUGCACUACCACACCAUCAUGACCACUAGGAAGCUGGUUUCACUGUGUUUCCUGGUCUGGUUCAUCGUGUUCUGCCUGGUCGCGAUCCUCCUCAUUCUGAAUGGGGCAACACCACUGUGUGGGACGUUGAUCACACACGUCUACUGCAGUAAUGGAGCCAUUCUGAGGCUGGCGUGCAUACCCACCCCCAUCAUCAACAUCUACGAAAUGUGUUCGAUUUGGUUCUUAAGAUCGGGCUGCUUCCUAAUUAUAGCCUUUUCCUAUGCAAAGAUCCUCCAAACGUGUGUCAUCAAAAGGGAGAAAAACAGUCGGAGCAAGGCCAUACAGACGUGCGCCUCCCAUCUGACCAUUUAUAUCCUCUUUGAGGUCUCCGGGUUCAUCAUUGUCUUGGCCUACAGGCUGCAAGAGAUCAGCCCCAAUGCCAGGAAGUUCUGCGCCAUUAUUACGUUCAUUGUGCCCCCCACGAUCAACCCAAUCAUCUAUGGCAUCGCCACGACAGACAUUCGCACAAGCAUUGUGAAGCUUUUCAAAUCCACAGUCUCGCCGAAAAUAGGGAAUCUGGCAAGUAUCACCCAGUUAUCUACAUAACAUUUUUAAAAUAUUUUUUUUUUAGGUUGAGGAAAGUUUAAAUGUUUUCUUUUCAUCGCAAUGGUGUCUCUAAAACAUUUCCCUACAGAAAUAAGUCUCAGGUGGACCUUUUUUCAAACAGCAGUAAAAUAAAGGCUGGUCAAAACAAUUAUCACUGUGCAAAACUUGCUACAGCACUGUUAUUCUCCACACCCUUCCAAGAGUUCACUGUAUCAUUGUAAAGAGUCUCAAUAAAGUUUAGUGCCAGCUGGGCAGAGGACACUUGAGGUGAAGUCCUACACUGGAUUUUCUUUGCUGAUCAGGAUGCUCAUUUCCUGUAUUGUUCUGGCACAAUGUGAACCAUCCUCCAUCUUUUUUUCCUUAUGAAUGUUUUGCAUUAUAAAAAGCACAUCUACAUUUUUAAAACAAAUAAGAAGCCAUGUACUUUUUUAAAUA